GACUCGUCUCUCCCGAUAAAACCCACUCCGACCACGGCCACUUGUUCAGUUCGUGCCUGGAGUUGAGAUUGUGAGGAUAGCGAUAUUUCAGUCAGAGAGAUAAAGGUGACGCAACAACGUGGCGCAUUGAUAUAUAAAUAUAGUUGACUUGUACCAAUGCAUAACCCAGGCAAAGAGAUACAACUCCAUUUUAAGUUGAAUAGCAAAAUAUCGCGACUUUUGGCACUAAUGGCGAUCCCAUUUUAUAACGAGGAGGAAGAAGAGGACCAAGUUUUGGGGGAAGAUGGGGAAGUCCAAGAUGGAGAAAGUUGUGAAAGUGGGACGACAAGUUUUUUGGGACAGUUGGCCAAAGAGCUGGUCGGAGUUUACUGCGGGACAAGUGGGAGCAGUAGGACGAGAGCUACCAGGAGAAGGAGAAAUGGAGGUAACAAGACAACCUCCACCUCACAGCAAUCCCAACCACUUCCCGACCUCGUCUGCUGCCACGUUCAAGCUGCACAACGAGUCCAACGGGUCGUCGCCCAACCUGAAAAUCAUGAGCUUCUUAACGCCCCCGCCCAAGCCCCACGACGACAAGGGCGACAACGCCAUCCGCGGUCACCACCACUCCCACAAUUGCCGUCGCUCCUCCCCCCGGCCGACAUUGACUCUGAUCCCUCCGGACUUUCACUCGAUGUCAAAAUGGGCAUCGACGUUGCCUACAGACGCAUCGGACAAGAUCUGAGGGAGAUUGCGGACCAAUUCGAGAAUGACAGAUCACAAGAUUCGACCCGUCCUCGUCGCACCCGUCAUGCCGCCGGAGGAGGAAGCCGACAGCCACCCCUCCUCUCGACCCCACAAAUCAACAUAAAACUGGAAUUUGCAUUAAAAAUCACCAUUCCCUUGACCCUCUUGGGACUCAGUUUGGCCUUCGUGAAGCGAAAUUGCCCUUAAUGCAUCAUUUUCAUUUGUUAAUAUUUCAAAUUUAAAUAUUUAUUCAGUUUAUACGAUCGACCUUUUCCUAGUGGUUUUUGUUGCAUGUGAUGUCAAUACUAGUUUUAGUUUUAUUUGUGCCAUUCGCUUGUUUAUGUUAGUUCAAUUUGCAAAGUCAGUUAUUAUAUUUAUGCAUAUUUCAAAAACAAAAUGUUUUUAUUAAACAAAAACGUUCAUCAAAGCUCAACGUGAUUUGAAACGAGAUCUCAAAUUUCCCUUUCACCAGUGUAAUUUUGAAAUAAUUACAUUUCUCAAAAUUUUCUCUUGCCUCGAUCAAAAACUUGCAGAACAUCUAUUUAAACAUAUAUUUAUAAAGCUAGCAAUACUUGAUACAAUCAAAUCUGUAAAAAUUUGUACAUUAUAAUAAUUUUGAUAACACUUUGAUUAGUGAUUAUUGAUAUCCAACAUGUCUUUCAAGAAUUGUAUAU
Molecule: messenger RNA, 1400 nt
Organism: Folsomia candida
Lineage: Eukaryota; Metazoa; Arthropoda; Collembola; Entomobryomorpha; Isotomidae
Exons: 3
Coding region: 157-933 (258 amino acids)
Source: RefSeq, a predicted model, not a curated record